UGCUGAAUAUCACCACCGCCAAAAAAAAAAAAAAAAAAAAUCUGGUAUCAGAAGGCCUUAGUGACCUAUGCUUUCAUGUAUGUCUGAUUCACAUUGCCCGUCUAUGAUUCUCAAGGCUUUGUAUGGUUCUUUUGCCCUGAAAAAUGUGACUUUUAUCACGCAAGUCUUCAUCACACACUACUUGCAUUUCCAGUUUUACAGCCUGCCUCUUUAAUCCUCGUGUGCUUUCCUUGACAUUUUAAGAAACUUUUAAUGGACAUAGUUUGCUUGCAAAAUAAAAUUGAAAAAAAAGUUAUAUUUUUAAAGUGGCUUUGUGGUGAGUAAGUCAUGCCAAGUGUAUGUUCUCCUUUUUGUUGAAGUACUUACAGUUGGUCUUGAGAUUCUAAAAUAAGAAUGGCAGUUUCAGAUGUAACUACUUCUAAAAUUUAAGAAAGAGCAAUAUAGCAGAGUUGGAUGGAACACAGACUUGUUCAAAAUGUCAGAAAAAGUAACUAAAGAGUACAUAAAAGCGAAAAUUCUGGCUUGAUGAAUUAGUUAUUUCAGUGUGUUCUAGCCUUGAAAAGUCAUCUACCACUUGGACAACUUUGUCCUGGGAAAACACACUUCAAAGGAGAAAGUGGUUGGAACAUACAGUUCACAAAGGAAGAAAAAAAAAUCUUUAAUAUUUCGUGGAUUUAAAAAUACUAAAUGUGCAGAUCAUCAGCCACAGAUCUUUUCUGGAAAGAAAUCACAGAUAAAUAAUUCAUGCCACAUAUUUUUAAAACAUAUAAAAUGGGGGAAUAAAAGGUCUUGUUAGUAGAACACAUACAGGCUGCAGGAUCCUGCUCUGCUAUUUGUCACUACCAAAUUAUACCUGAGCAAACCAGCACUGGUAUUUUUUAACCAUAUCAUUAUGAUUGUGUGGGCUUUGAUUACUAGACCUGAAAGGUGCCGGUACCAUCAUCAGAUGACUGAGUGUGUGAAUAAGUUUCUAGAAUAAUUGUGUGUGUUGUCAACCUUCUCCACUUAUGGGUGGUCACAGAAAUCCCUUUGUUCCAUGGUUCCUAACAGAACCCUGGUGCUGUUCUGGCUUCCACCCUUGUCCUUCCUGCACGGGCCCUGCCAAGAGGUGAAUCCUGAUUGGUUUCUCCAGGUUAUUGUGGUCUAUUCCCCACGCCAUUGAUUGGGGUGGCCCUGGGCAUGUGACAUACUUUUGCCAGUGACGUGAGGGGAAGUCUGUUGCAGGUACUUCUGGGAAGGGCUUCCCUGCUUCCAGUCGAGUAGAGAUCACAAGAUUUGCCCUUCUGCCUCUGCACGCUGGUGGAUAUGGCUGUGAUGGCUGGAAUUAUGGUCACCACAUUAUGACCCUGAGAGAAGCAAGCUAGGGAUAGGACAAAGACAGCAGGCUGCUGCGAACAAGGAGUUAGAAAGAUCUUCACUUCCGAGUGAUGCCUUUGAGUCACUGAUAUUCCAGCUCUUGAGCUGCCGUCCUCACACUGUGCAUUGUUACCAAGAAUGUGGAUAGGCUCUUUGGGGUAACCAGGGCUUUCUGUUACCUGCAGACAAGACACUUCCAUGGGUACAUGAAUUAUCCCAGAUAAAAACAAGAAAUAAUACAGUUCCAAAAGGAUAAAAGUUACCACGAUCGUGUGUCAUUUUUAUCGCAUGUAAGAGUGGCAUUCAGGCCGGUCAAUGGUGAGGCUUCUAUUCAUCAUAAGCCGUGCAGAAUGAGGAUACUUGUUUAUCACACCUAUGGAGGAAGACCCCCCCCCCCAAGGGGACUGCUGUUCUGGAGUAUUAAUGGCAAGUUCUAGCUAGGAUAUUAGUUUGGCUGCUUUAACAGAAAUUAAAACAAUAACAUUAAAAAGUUAGAAAUUGAUUUUUCUCUUCCAAAACACCUUGAGCUGAUAGGCAGUCAAGGAGAUGGGUAGCCUUGCCCCUGGGAGUCAUCCAGGAUUCUUCUCUGUCAUCCACUGGGAUAUUGUCCCUCAUCUGUAUACAGUGAUGUAAAUCUGGCUCUUCAUCAUACCUGGGUUUCAGAGCAUGGAAAGGAGGAAAAAAUAAAGCUCAGGGUGGCCUGAGACAGGCAGCAUCCUUUUGAUCUGGAACCAGUCAUAACUCGUUGGUCAGAAUUUGACUGUAUGUCCAUAACUAGUUGCAAAGGAGUCUGGGAAAUGUUAUCUCCAGCUGGGUAACCAGGUACUAUAUCGCACUAAAACACAAGAGGUUCUGUUUGUAAGGGGAAGGCAAGCAUAGACCCUUAGGAUGGUGAGAGGCAUCUGUCACAUGGGGCAUCUGCUACAGCGUAAAGGAAGAAAACAGCAAAGGCAGAGAGUGCCUGGUAUCAUUGUGCAGAGGUGAAGCCCAGGCCCUUGUACCAACUCUAACGUGUCCUCUUCAGAUCACUAAGGGCCUUGAACCAGGUGAUGUUUGAAACUCUUCAAAUUCUGACUUGCUCUGGUAUUGCCAGUGGGUAUUCUGUUGCUAGGGAGGGCAGGAAGCAGAGAUGGGAAGGAGGAGGGUCACAUCUCACAUGUGACUAAUGUGCGUUAAACUAUUAAGAGACAGCACUGCUGACACAAAGAGCUUAAUAGGAGUGAGUCUGUGCUGGGUGCCUUAACACGUUAUCCCCAGUAGUCCUUACACAACCUUUGAGAUGGGCCCUGUGAUUAUUCCCAUUUCCUAACGGGGAAACUGACUCAUUAAGGGGUAUAGCAGAGUUCUAGACUCAGCCAGCUGAACCCUGAGUCCACUCGUAUAAUUACCUGUGUGGGAAGGACAGGAUGAGGGAAUGAGCUGGGACUUUCAGGGUGUGGUCAGAUCGAAGCAGGUCCUGAGAGCAGGGUAAAGAGUCUGGGCCCCGAGCUACCCUUUCUCCAGGGCCUGCUUGGGGACCUGUUAAGAGACAGCGUUCACCAGCACAACUAGUCCACACGUUCUUCCCUAGCGAGUGUCUGGGCUGGACAGUGUUACAUCACCUCACAAGAGGAGCCUCUUCAGGAGAAGAGCUCCCGGGAGAGAGCUUCCUGGGAAGGCCAGCUGGGGGCAGAGUGUAGUGUUCCAGGGGAGGCCCCCUUUGUGGCUCCCAAGCAUCCUAUAAAGACGUUACUGUUGCUGAGAGGGCCGGGGUGGGCCUGUUCCCACCAGCAUUCUCAAAGGCGGUCAGACACUGGGAAGGGACGGAGCCUGACCCUAGGGGCUCCGCUCACAGUGGGGCUGUCCCUCAAGUUGGCACCGCUUGCUGUCACCAGUCCUGGGAUUAGACCACUCCUGCUCUGGCCUUCAGAUCAUUUGGCUUGCAGGGGACAUAGAGGGGCUCCUGGGAAGUGGUGUUAAUCAGUGGUAAUGUGGUCUGGACCCGGUGAUGACAGGCCUCCUCGGGAGUCAGUGGGUCAGAUGGCCUGGGUAGAAGGAGCGACACCCUUACAGCCCACCUGCCCGUGCACGCCAAGCCACAGGCAAGGGCUCCUGGGCCACGCUCCAUGGGGCCUCUGAGCAACUGGCUUUCCCCAGCAUGGAGAAUCUCCAGAUGUGGCAGUCCUGGGUGACGCACUCAUCUCCCUCCUCUGCCUGGGUCCAAGGACACAACACUCCAACACCCCCACCAGCAGUCAGUGCAGCCUGACUUUAAUGCUGCCUUUUGGUUCAUUUUACUUUCAGAAUACAAUCCUGAAUUCACCAACGUCCUUUACUCUACUCCUCGAGGCCCAAUUCUGGCAUCACUGCUUCUGGGAAACCCAAACCUGGCCUCUUCCCCCGACCCCGUUUCAUAUGGCCUCAUGAUCCAUUUACGUUACUAACCAGACCAAGCUUUCUUAUUUUUAACUUUUUAAAACUUAAAGAAAAAACAAAACUGAACUUCUGACAUCCACAGAAACAGAAAGGAUCAUAGAAAGAACCCUCAGCUUCAAGAAUUGCCAGCAUUUUGCCUGUCUUAUUCCACCCAGGCUCCUCCUCACCCCGCUAAAUAUUUUAAAGCACUUCUAGGUCUUAUAUCAUUUCUCCUAUAAAUCCAUCCCCACAGUUCAGCUGUGAGCUCCAGGAUAGCCAAAGAGUGUGUCCUCUAUCCCGCGUCCUAUGUCCUUAGCACUUAGAAUGGUGCUUGACACCUCUUGGCGCUCAGGAAGUAUGUUAUUUUGAGUCAAAUGAAUGAAGAAAUUGCUUAGUCAAUCAAUCAAUCAGUUGGCUUCAAGUCCUAGGCUACUAAUUAGCUGGGGAACCUUGGAACAGAAAUAACUACUAUGAACUCACAGCGUCUCCACCCCAGGUACCUGUCCUGCUGCCUGAGAUUUCUAGGAGGCUCUGGAAGUCAUCCAUCUUCAUCAGACUUUAAGGUCAGCCACAUGGUUCUUCUCGGCUGGGCAUUUUCUACUGAGAGCAGUAAGCUGGUGGCUUUACUGGAGCCUGAUGGUCUAGGAUGGCCUCACUCACAGGCAGUGACAACUAAAGCCAAAGGAAAUCAGCAUAGCUGUUUGGUGGCUACACUGCCAGCCUCUGAAGUGGGAAAUCCCCUAAGGAGCUACAAGAAGAAAGUUGCCCGAAAGCCAGAUGUGGACCAGCUGCACAAGAAAUGUCUUCCUCUCCUACAGGAGGAAGGAAGCAGUAACAAAGUGAACAGAAAAGAAAACCGGCAACAGCUGUUAUCUCCGGAAAGCCUCCUGCAUGCUGGGAUGACACUUGGUUUGAGUUUGGUUCUAACAAUACCUGAAGGACUGGUUCCCGAUUUGAGGUGAAAUCAUGAAGAGAAAAUAGAACAAAUAAUAAUGCUUUUCCGUAAUCGCUUCUUGCUGCUGCUGGCCCUGGCUGCACUGCUGGCCUUCCUCAGCCUCAGCCUGCAGUUCUUCCACCUUAUCCCCAUAUCGGCAGCAAAGGAUGGAGCGAGCAGCAAGAGCCGGAAGAGGAUCCUGCCCGACCCAGUGACGGAGCCCCGGGUGACGGACCCGGUUUAUGAAGCCCUUCUGUACUGUAACAUCCCCAGUGUGGCGGAGCGCAGCAUGGAAGGUCACGCCCCACAUCAUUUUAAGCUGAUCUCGGUGCAGGUGUUGAUUCGCCAUGGGGACAGGUACCCCCUCUACGCUAUUCCCAAAACAAAGCGGCCAGAAAUUGACUGCACCCUGGUGGCUAACAGGAAACCAUAUCACCCCAAACUGGAAGCUUUCGUUAGUCACAUGGCAAAAGGAUCUGGAACCUCUUUUGAAAGCCCCUUGAAUUCCCUGCCUCUGUUCCCCAACCACCCUCUGUGUGAGAUGGGAGAGCUCACGCAGACAGGAGUCGUGCAGCAUUUGCAGAAUGGCCAGUUGCUGAGGGACAUCUACAUAAAGAAACACAAGCUCCUGCCGGUCGACUGGUCUGCAGACCAGGUUUACCUCGAGACCACUGGGAAGAGCCGCACCCUGCAGAGCGGGCUGGCCUUGCUCUAUGGCUUCCUCCCAGAUUUUGACUGGAAGAAGGUUUAUUUCAGGCACCAGCCCAGUGCCCUUUUCUGCUCUGGAAACUGUUACUGCCCACUGAGAAACCAGUAUCUGGAGAAGGAGCAGCGUCGUCAGUACCUCCUGCGGCUGAAGAACAGCCAGCUAGAGAGGACCUACGGGGAGAUGGCCAGGAUCCUGGACAUCCCCACCAAGCAGCUGCGGGCCGCCAACCCCAUAGACUCCUUGCUCUGCCACUUCUGCCACAACCUCAGCUUCCCCUGCACCAGAAGCGGGUGCAUCGACAUGGGGCACUUCAAGGCGAUCAAGAUGCAUCAGAUAGAGGAUGAGAAAGAGAGGCGUGAGAAGAAACUGUACCUCGGGUAUUCGCUGCUGGGCGCCCACCCGAUCCUGAAUCAAACUGUCAGCCGGAUGCAGCGUGCCGCUGAGGGGAGGAAAGAUGAGCUCUUCGCCCUCUACUCUGCUCACGAUGUCACUCUGUCGCCAGUUCUCAGUGCUUUGGGCCUUUCAGAAGCCAGGUUCCCAAGGUUUGCAGCCAGGCUGAUAUUUGAGCUCUGGCAAGACAGAGAAAAGCCCAGUGAACAUUCGAUCCGGGUUCUUUACAACGGAGUUGACGUCACAUUCCACACGUCCUUCUGCCAGGACCACCACAGGCGUUCCCCCAAGCCCAUGUGUCCUCUUGAGAACUUUGUCCGCUUUGUCAAAAGGGACAUGUUUGUGGCCCUGGAUAGCAGCAGUACUAAUUAUUACGAUGCAUGCCACAGGGAAGGCGUCUAAAGGGUACAUGAUACAGCACUGCAGAGCCUAUACCAAUACGGAAGGCAGGGAAGAGUCCACUUCUAAUUUUAUGUGUUGCUAAGCAUAUAAGAGUAUUGACUUUUAAAGGCCAAAAAUUAUGUUCGGAAGCCGUGUAGGUGGUUGGGGCUAAACAACAAGCGCAUAGCUGUAAUCUAGUACGUGAGUUUCUCGGUACAAAAUGGCCAGUUUAUAGAGAAAAGAAGGUACUUGAUCAUAGCCAAACUUGGCUUCCAAUGCCAGAAGAAUAUUCAUUACCCAGAGUUGCCAAGCCAAGUUCAUAUUCUUUUGGCCUGUCAUGGAACCAGCAAAACCUCAGCCAAAAUGUUCUUAAUCUUGAAUCUUUUUACCUUGUCCUUGUUCAGUGAAAAAUUUCCUGCAGUGAUUUAUCUAAAACAGAGGUCGGUAAUUUUUUUUCUGUGAGGGUCCACAAAGUAAAUAUUUCAGACAGUGUAGACGCCACUAUACAUGCACCUCCAGCACUUUGAGAACCAGUUAAAUACCAAGGAUUAUUCAGUGGCUCCUCCAAUAACAGCUGCUAGCAACACAGAAUAUAAUCUGCACCUGACACUACAACACAACUCAGUGGGGAAUAAACAUUUGAAUCAGACCGAAUCAUAGGAAUAUGAUUAGAAUAAUACUUGACGCUUAUGAUGAUUGUGGUACAAAACAGUUUUAAGUAGGUUUCCAAUAUUUGUCUGCUGUCGUCUAUUUGCUGUAUAUGCUGAAAUUUUUGUAUCCCAUUUAGUAUUUUUAUAGUCUAGGAAAAUAUUUUCUGAGAUAAGUUUUAGAUGUGCUUUUAUCCCUGUAUAGUAAUGCUCAAUUUCCUGUACCUGCUCGGUGGUUGGAAGGAGGCCAGAAGCUGAAUUCAGGUACUUGUUUCCAAGAAGACUAAGGAUGGCUCAUUCCUUUUGACAAGCCAUCAAAUUGGAUCGAUUUUUAAACCGUUUUCAUGUGUUUCACGUGGUAAAUUCCAAUUGAUUUUUAAUACAUUUUUAGAAGAACUUUGUUACUAGAUGGUUAAAUAAUAUUUCUAAGGUAUUUUAUAUAUUAGGAGCAAUUUAAUUAAAUCUGUGACUUCUGAAUGAAUGGUGCUAGUUCUCUCCAAGGAAACGUCAAACGUGCAAGUGAGAGCCUCCGGUGGCAGUGGCGUCCCCACCCCAUCUGUUCGUUUUUUUGUCCAGUGUUGCCUUGGGACGUGUCUGUUUCUAUAAAUAAAUUUUUGAAGAACACUUAUCCUGUA
Chinchilla lanigera (long-tailed chinchilla) is the source of this 7446-nucleotide messenger RNA. RefSeq names its product 2-phosphoxylose phosphatase 1 (gene Pxylp1). Gene Ontology annotation, biological process: chondroitin sulfate proteoglycan biosynthetic process; glycosaminoglycan biosynthetic process; dephosphorylation. The transcript has 9 exons. The record is from RefSeq and is a predicted model, not a curated record. The coding region runs from base 4743 to 6185 and encodes 480 amino acids. Gene Ontology annotation, cellular component: Golgi apparatus. Lineage: Eukaryota; Metazoa; Chordata; Mammalia; Rodentia; Chinchillidae. Gene Ontology annotation, molecular function: phosphatase activity.